AUUAAAGAUUUUAGACUUCUUUUUUCUCUAUAUUUCUUUUUGGGUUUGGAGGUUACUGUUUUUAAUGGUUCUUGUCCUUUGCCCCACCUUUUUUGUUUUCUUUUCCUCUUUGACAGCCUUCUCAAAUAGCACCAAAACCCAGCACAAAAAAGCAACCCAAAACAGCUGAGAAAGAGAGUAAAAGAGAGUUGCACCAGAGAGAGAUCAAUUAGAAAUGGGGUGAGAUAGGAAAAACAAUGGCCAAGCAGCUAUCUUUUUUUUUUUGUUCAAUAGGAUUCGCUGAUAAUCAAAACCCAGAAACCAAUUUUUUUUUUAAAAAAUUUUUAUGGUAACUUGUGGAAGUUUUGAAGACAACAGUUACCGGUUACUAGUUGCUUUUUAACAUACAUAUUUGGACCGUUGGGUUAUCUUGAUCAGGAAUUAAGCAAAAGGACUGAGAGAUUUCAAGGCUCCAUAUCGAUUCUCAACAUUAAAAUUGGCUAAUUUUGAGGUCCUGAAAAACUGGUUCUGGGCUUAUCCAUCACCUGGUUUUCAUAAUUAAGAACUGUAGUCUGCGGUCAGAUUCAGGAAGUGAUUGUGUUGAGUAAUAAAGUCAUGGCGACUGUGAAGCAUGCAGAUUCUAAAGGCAUGUACUCGUGGUGGUGGAACAGCCACAUAAGCCCCAAAAAUUCGAAAUGGCUUCAGGAGAAUCUCACAGAUAUGGAUACUAAAGUCAAGCAAAUGAUCAAGCUCAUUGAAGAAGAUGCUGAUUCCUUUGCUAGGCGAGCAGAGAUGUAUUACAAGAAACGCCCAGAGUUAAUGAAAUUAGUAGAAGAGUUUUACCGAGCAUAUCGUGCAUUGGCUGAAAGAUAUGAUCAUGCAACUGGGGUGCUUCGUCAGGCUCAUCGGACCAUGGCAGAAGCAUUUCCAAACCAAGUUCCUAUGGUAUUUGGAGAUGACUUACCAGGAGCUUCUGCUACCGAGGUUGAUCCCCGUACGCCUGAGAUGCCACCGCCAGUACGUGCAUUAUUUGAGCCUGACGAGCUGCAGAAGGAUGCUGUGGGACUCUCUUCACAUGCUAUGAAGAGGAAUGGAGCAUUCACUGAAGAAUCUGAGUCUGUAAUGAUCAGAAAGGGUCUAAAACAGUUCAACGAUUUGUUUGGUUCUGAAGAAGCUACAAACCAUGUAAAGUUUGCAGAAGGAAGGGCAAGAAAAGGCCUCAACUUUCACGAUGUAGAGGAGAAAGAACAAAGUCCGCUAAACAAUGGGGGCCCUGAUCUCAAGGUUCUAGUUCCAUCUGAGUCUGAACGAGUGAGUAAAGCUGAGAUGGAAAUUUUAACAUUGAAGAAUUCUCUUGCUAGAUUAGAAGCUGAAAAAGAAGCUGGCCUACUUCAGUACCAGCAGAGUUUGGAGAGAUUGUCUACUCUAGAGAGAGAAGUCUCUCGUGCACAAGAAGAUUCCCAAGGGCUUAAUGAACGAGCUGGAAAAGCUGAAGCUGAAGUUCAGACUUUGAAGGAUUCCCUCACCAAAUUAGAGGCUGAAAGGGAAGCUAAUCUUGUUCGAUACCAGCAAUGCUUGGAGAAAAUAAAUAAUCUUGAGAAUUGUAUUUCUUAUGCACAAAAGGAUGCUGGAGAACUGAAUGAGCGAGCAAGCAAAGCUGAGAUGGGAGUGCAAGCUGUAAAGCAGGACCUUGUCAGGGUAGAAGCUGAAAAAGAGGAUGCGCUUGCUCAAUACACUCAGUGUUUAGAGAUAAUAAGGAAUCUGGAAGAAAACUUAUUGAAUGCUGAAGUAAAUGCCAAAAGGAUGACUGAACGAGCAGAGAAAGCUGAAAGUGAACUUGAAAUUUUAAAGCAAGUAGUUGUUGAGCUGACCAAAGAUAAGGAAGCAGCUGCUAUUCAGUACCAGCAGUGCUUAGAGACAAUUUCUAUCCUAGAAAACAAACUUGCUUUUUCCCAGGAGGAGGCUCAAAGGCUCAACAGCGAGAUGGAUGAUGGAGCUGCAAAGUUAAAAGAUGCUGAAGAAAGGUGUAGUCUGUUGGAGAGAACCAAUCAGAGUCUGCAUACUGAAUUGGAGUCUUUGGUGCAGAAGAUGGGGGAUCAAAGUCAAGAACUAACAGAGAAGCAGAAGGAGUUGGGGAGACUUUGGACUUCCAUACAAGAAGAGCGCUUGAGAUUUAUGGACGCUGAAACAGCAUUUCAAACGCUGCAGCAUUUGCACUCUCAAUCUCAGGAAGAACUCAGAUCUCUGGCCACGGAGCUUCAGAAUAGGGCUCAAAUGUUUCAGGAUAUUGAAACUCGUAAUCAGGGUUUAGAGGAUGAAGUUCAGAGGGUUAAGGAGGAGAACAGGGGACUGAACGAACUCAAUAUAAGUUCAGCAGUGUCCAUCAAGAAUUUACAAGAUGAGAUCUUAAGCUUAAGGGAGACCAUGGCAAAACUUGAAGCAGAAGUUGAACUUAGAGUGGACCAAAGAAAUGCUCUUCAGCAAGAAAUUUACUGUUUGAAAGAGGAACUCAAUGACCUUAACGGGAGACAUCAGGAUAUGACAGGACAACUGGAGUCAGUUGGCUUAAAUCCAGAAAACUUUGCAUCAUCUGUGAAGGAAUUUCAGGAUGAGAACACAAUGCUAAAAGAGGUCUGCCAAAGAGACAGAGAUGAAAAGCUAGCCUUCCUAGAGAAGUUGAAAAUCAUGGAGAAACUCAUUGAGAAAAAUGCCCUUUUAGAGAAUUCACUCUCAGAUUUGAAUGUUGAGCUAGAAGGUGUUCGUGGGAGGGUAAAGACAUUGGAAGAAUCCUGCCAAUCUCUUUUGAGAGAGAAAUCUACCCUUGUUGCAGAGAAGGUCACACUCAUUUCUCAGUUACAGAUUGCAACUGAGAAUCUGGAGAAGCUUUCGGAGAAGAAUAAUGUUCUGGAGAAUUCCCUUUUUGAUGCCAAUGCUGAACUUGAAGGAUUGAGGGUAAAAUUAAAGAGCUUAGAAAAUUCAUGCCAGUUGCUCGGUGAUGAGAAGUCUGGCCUGAUAACAGAGAGAGAAGGCUUGGUUUCUCAAUUGGAUGUCAGUCAGAAAAGGCUCGAAGAUUUAGAGAAAAGAUAUCAGGGAUUAGAAGAAAAAUAUGUGGGUCUGGAGAAAGAAAGGGAAUCAACUCUUUGUGAAGUACAAGAGCUACAAGAGUCACUAGAGGCUGAAAAGCAAGAACAUUCUAGUUUUGUGCAGUUGAAUGGAAACCGAGUGACUGCUAUGGAAUCUCAGAUCAGUUUUCUAGAAGAGGAAAGUCUGUGCAGGAAGAAGGAGUACGAAGAUUUAGAGAAAAGAUAUCAGGGAUUAGAAGAAAAAUAUGUGGGUUUGGAGAAAGAGAGGGAAUCAACACUUCGUGAAGUACAAGAGCUACAAGAGUCACUAGAGGCUGAAAAGCAAGAACAUGCUAGUUUUUUGCAGUUGAAUGGAACCCGAGUGGCUGCUAUGGAAUCUCAGAUCAGUUUUCUACAAGGGGAAAGUCUGUGCAGGAAGGAGGAGUAUGAAGAGGAACUGGACAAGGCCAUGAAUGCUCAGGUAGAAAUUUUCAUCUUGCAGAAAUGUGCACAAGAUCUGGAAGAGAAGAAUUUAUAUCUAUUGCUUGAGUGUAGGAAACUCUUGGAAGCCUCCAAAUUAUCAGAAAAACUUAUCUCUGAAUUGGACCUUGGAAAUUCCAAAAAACAGAUGGAGAUAAAAUCCUUAUUUGAUCAAAUUACCAUACUGAGGAUGGGGCUUUAUCAGAUGUUGAGGAGUCUUGAGGUUGAUGCUAUCCUUGGUUAUGAUGAUAAGACCAAACAAGACCAACCAGUUCUUGACCUUAUAUUUGGCGGGCUUCAAGAGAUGCAAAAUUGUCUUCUAAAGUCUCUGGAAGAAAAUCAGCAAUGCAUAAUUGAGAACUCAGUUCUUAUUGCACUGCUUGGGCAACUGAAACUAGAGGCAGAAAAUCUUGCUGCAGAGAAGAAUGCACUGCAUCAGGAGUUGAAAGUUCAAUCUGAGCAGUUUUCUGAACUGCAGAGCAGAGCUGAAAAACUUGUGGAUAUGAAUGAAGAACUGAGAUCAAAAGUGAUGGAGGGAGGCCAAAGAGAAGAAAUUUUCCAGACUGAAAUUGGGAGUGUUCGUGGGCAACUGUUAGAUUUGCAAAGGGCUUACCAGAGUUCAUUGGAAGAGAACUGCAAGGUGCUUGAUGAGAAAAGGGCUUUGAUGAAGGAAGUUUUAGACUUGGGCAAGGAGAAACAUAAGCUAGAAGAGGAAAACUAUGUUGUCUUUGCUGAAGCAAUAUCUCAAAGUAACAUUUCUCUUAUUUUCAAGGAUAUUAUCGCUGAAAAUUUUGAGGAUAUUAAGCAUCUCAGUGACAAUCUGGAUAAACUGAAAUGUGUCAAUAAUGAUCUUGAGGGAGAAGUGAGGGUUAUGGAGAGAAGGUUUGAAGAUAUGCAAAUGGAAAACUCACAUCUCAAGGAUUCAAUGCAAAAAUUGGAGAAUGAACUGGUUUCAGUCAGAUCUGUUGGUGAUCGGUUAAAUGACGAAGUUGCGAGGGGAAAAGAUCUGUUAUGCCAAAAGGAGAAUGGGCUUUUGGAAGCAGCACAGAUGCUCAGUGCAAUUCAAGAAGAGAGAGCGCAACUGAAUAAAGUAGUGGAGGACCUGAAGAGUAAAUAUGAGGAGGUCAAGCUGAUAGGAGAAGAUCGAGAGAAGCAAAUUCUGAAACUAGCUGGAGACUAUGAUCAUAAAAGUAAGGAGAGUGAAAGCAUUUGGCAGGCUAAUCAGAAAUUGGAGGCUGAGUUGUCGAAGUUGCAUGAGGAACUUGAAGAAAGGAAACAUAGGGAGGACAGUUUGAAUCUUGAACUACAAAAAGGGAGACAGGAGGUUGAACUUUGGGAAAAUCAGGCUGCUGCAUUGUUUGGAGAGCUACAGAUCUCUGCUGUCCGUGAAGCAUUGCUUGAAGAGAAGGCUCAUGAACUCAGUAAGGAAUGUGAAGUCCUUGAAAGUAGAAGUAAUUCCAAAGCUAUGGAGGUAGAAGAGCUGGAAAAAAGUGUUAUAAUCUUGGAAGGUGAGAAUGGAGGACUUAAAGCUCAGUUGGCAGCAUAUGUUCCAGCUGUCAUUUCUCUCAGGGACAGUGUGACAUCCUUGGAGAGUCAAACUCUCUUGCAUAGGAAACUUCCCACAGAUUAUAAUGAAGAAGUAAAGGAUGCCAAUCUGGGGACUGAAUUUUAUGCUGAAAGCUGUCAACAAACAAGUGAAGAUCGAAUUGCCUCAGUUCCAGAUGGUUUUUCAGACUUGCAGGGUAUCCAUAUGAAAAUUAAAUCUAUUGAAAGAGCGGUGCUGGAAAUGGAAAAGCUUGCAAUGCUGGAAAACUUAAAUCUCAAUUCCAAACUAGAGACUGCUAUGAGACAGAUUGAAGAGUUGAGAUUUGGAAGCAGCUCACGUCAAGAAAGUGUUAGAGCAAAGAGGCAUGUGAAUGCUAGACAAGAAGGGGAGGAACUUGGCCGGGGAUCCAGUAACAGUGUCAAAAUGCAGAGGCCAACACAUGAAAUCUCUGAAGAGGAUAAUGAGAUGAUGACAAAAGACAUUAUACUUGAUCAAAUAUCUGAGUGCUCAUCCUAUGGGUUAAGCAGGAGAGAAACUGCAGAGGUUGAUGAUCAGAUGCUUGAGUUGUGGGAGGCUGCCGACCAUGAUGGUAGCAUUGACUUAAAAGUCGGCAAAGCCCAGAAGAUGGUGUAUGCACCAACUGACCACCAACAAAUUGAUUCAGUGAAGGAACACAAGGGCAAAAAUCCCUCUACGGAAUCUCUUGUUAAAGAGUUGGGUGUGGAUAAAGAGAGCUCUAAGAGGUUUACAGAGCCCAACCAUGAAGGAAGCAAGAGAAAGAUUUUAGAAAGACUUGAUUCUGAUGCACAAAAAUUGGCUAACCUUCAGAUAACUGUGCAGGAUCUGAAGAGAAAAGUGGAGAUAACUGAGACGGGCAAAAAGGGGAAGGGAAUUGAAUAUGGUACAGUUAGAGAGCAGUUAGAAGAAGCUGAGGAAGCCAUCAUGAAGCUAUUCGAUGUCAAUCGCAAAUUGAUGACACAUGUUGAAGAUGGUUCCUGGUCUCUUGAUGGGAAAUCUGCAUUAGAAUCAGAUGAGAAUGGGAGUGUUAGGAGGCGGAGAGUAUCAGAACAAGCUCGAAGAGGGUCUGAAAAGAUUGGGCGCUUGCAGUUAGAGGUGCAGAAAAUACAGUUUCUCUUGCUGAAGCUUGACGAUGAAAAAGAAAGUAAAGGAAGAACCAGAAUCAUAGAGCGAAAAACAAGAGUUCUAUUGCGGGACUAUCUUUAUGGUGGGGUAAGAACCAGCCACAAGAGGAAGAAAGCGCCCUUUUGUGCAUGCGUGCAACCUCCAACUAAAGGAGAUUGAGGCUAUUACUUGUCGUCGGCACAUAAUUAGUGUAGUUUACCAGUAAUGAGACUCUAGUUGCAUUGUCCAUAAGUCUGCCUUCCUAGUUUUUGUGUUUCACAUAUAUAUCUUCUUACAGAGGCUUUCUUCUCAAGUUUAGAGAUCCUGCUGUACAUUUCAGGCUCCAUCUAAUCGAAAGAAGCUGCUCUCUUACGGCCUUUUGUUUCCUUCUUUAUACGUUUACUCGGCAUAAAUCUGGAUUUUAAUGGCAAUUAUUUUCUUCAAGGUCAAUAAAUGUUGUUUUCCAUA
Molecule: messenger RNA, 6657 nt
Organism: Theobroma umbraticum
Lineage: Eukaryota; Viridiplantae; Streptophyta; Magnoliopsida; Malvales; Malvaceae
Gene: NET1D
Product: kinase interacting (KIP1-like) family protein
Cellular component (GO): plasma membrane
Molecular function (GO): actin filament binding
Source: RefSeq, a predicted model, not a curated record